UCCCUUUCGUGUGUGUGUGUGUGUGGGAAUGCAUACGUGGGUGCGCUCCAGCCCCCAGGUCGUCAGAGGGUGAGGAAGGGUAUCUUCAACCGCCUGAGCCAGGCCAUGGAUGGGAUGAGGAGGGAGGGCCACAAGGUACCUCAGUAUAAUAUACUGGACAAUCAAAACCUAACCCUGCACCUUCCACAUGUCACUCUAAGGACAAUCAAGAACUAACCCCAUCCUUACAUACCCUAUCACAUCCAUAUACAUUAACCAGACAAUACUGUGUGUUCAGCACAACAUCCACAAUAGCUGAAAGUGUUUAGAAGAUUUGUGUGUUGUCAUAUUGUCAGAAGUGAAUCAGGACAUGACUUUCUGUCUCCAGGAUGUGGAUGACUUUUUUCAGACUGAGCGUGAUAACAACUUAACCCUCACAGGGUGCUCCAAAUCAGCAACAGAGGUUAGUGCUCUGUACCAUUCUCUCUCUGUCUCUUGGCCUGUUUUGGUUGUUUGCAGCCCCUCCAAUAUCUACUCUUUUUCCAGAGGUUCAUUGACGUGGUGCUGACAGAACAAAGUAAGACAUUUGCUUUGUUUCUCAUGAUGCUUAGUAUGUGUAAGAGAGUGAGGUUGUGAUUGAGUGUGGUUGCAAAUGUUCUAUUGUGGCUAUAAACUACGUUUUUGAAUUGAGUAUGUGUUUGUGUGGUUUCUGCUGCUGUGCCUUACCAUGUGUUUCCCCAGAACUAGCAGUGGCUUGUGGACACUUCUCAACCUCUCUGCAUCUCUGUGUGGAGCAGGAGGAAGACUCCACUGUCCUGGCCUUCUCAAAGUGAGAGAACCACACCACAGAUAUCAUAGAUACAAUAAACCAGUGGUAUUCAAAGUUGGGUUUGGGGUGGCCAAAAUUAAACAAUAGGAAUAAAAUAAUAUAUAUUAAGAGUACAGAUUAUUGUAUGGGACAAUAUAUAUAUUUUUUUAGAAAGAUAAUUUGAAAAAUACUUUUAUUGAGUAAAUGUAUUUAUUGGUUUCUUUUAAUUUUGAUAAGAGAUUAAAAUGAAAUGAAGGUUAGGCCUAUUUGUUGAUGUAAAAAUAAAAAUGUACAGAUUUGGUUGUGACAUUAGAUUUGGGGUGGGGUCUCCAGAUAUUCUGGCGGACAAAAUUGGGUCCCCGCUUAAAAAGUUUAAAUACCACUGCAAUAAACGAUCUGUCUUCACCAUGUAUAUGGGGCGGUGGUUUGUUUAAAAGGGACUCACCUAUUCCCCUGUUUCUUCCUGCAGGAUAUGUGUCAAGCUGUCUGAGGUCAUAGAUUCAAUCAAGGUAAAAUGUCAUCCUCGCCGUGUGGAAAUAUCAAUUUGACCAAACAACAAAAAUUGCAUGUAAAAAAAGACUGGGUGCAUAUUUCACAUGAUUUACCACACAUAUGCAUUGCUAAUUAUGUUUGUCUCUUUCUCUGUGGGCAGAGAAACUUUGAGAGUGUUGCUGAGAACAACUUGAGCACUAUGGGGCUGGGGCUGGAUCUGGAGUCUCGGUACCAAGAGGCAGAGAAGGUCAGACAUCAUCUUUCAUUACUAGGCCAGGAGUUUUUCCUGUCUACAUGACCUGACUGGGAAAAACUCCUGGCCUUAGUCUUAGCUGCUCAGUUAUUGGUGAACAACAACACUGUUCAGUAUUAGUGUUGUAACUGUUAGUGCUCACAGUUUGUAUUAGGACAUACUGUCAUUUCCAUUAGGACAUGAUGGAAAAACCUCAACCCAUUCAGCUUUCAUAGACAUCACAAACUGCAUAGGAAACUCUUUACACAUAUUAUUGAUAUUAAAGUUGUUUAUUAAGUAUUAUCUUUAUGGAUAAAUAAGUAUGAUCUUUGAGCCCUUUGAGUGUGUUGUGUUGUAGGAGAUGCUGUACAGGAGGACCUGUAAGCUUGUGGAGCUAGAAACAGCCAGCAGGAACGCAGAGAGAGCCAAGCCUGUGAAGAAAGCUGCUGUGAGUGUUGUUCACACAGACAGACACAUCAGGCACUGCUUGUUCCUCAUAAAUCCAGCAGGUGUCAGUAGUGCUCUCUCAUCUAGAGCCAACUGCUUAUAUGGCUUGAGACUGUCAUGACUGCAUAAAGAUGUCCAAGUAAAAAAUAUAGUUGAAUUGGUACUGGUGAACUGCAAUACAAUUAAACAGUGUUUACACUUUUUCCAAUGUGCACUUAUCAGGACUCGAUUGUAUAUUGACUAAUAGUUCUGAAACUGGGUUAUGUUCUGCACUGUGUGAGUGAUGUAUUUUCCUCUCUGAUUCAGAUGGAUGAAUUGAAGGUGGCAGCUGAGAAGGAGUUUGAUCAUGUAUCUGGAGUGGCUAAACAGGAGGUACGUAUAGCCCAGUGGACUGCUGCCUUAACCUUUCACCUCCAAUUCUCACUUCAUUCUGACUCUCUCCCCUUAGCAGCUCUUAUACAACAGAAUGUUGCUUUUUGUCUGCUGAGUCUUGACUGAAAUAAAUGUUCUGUUCUAUUUGAUUCUAAAGUUCAGUGGUGUGUGUGUGUGUGUGUGUGUGUGUGUGUGGUGUGUUCCAGAUAGCAAGGUUCCACAGUGCUCGUGUGGAGUUGUUGCGCCAGGCUCUGAUUCUGUGGUGUGAGAAGCAGCUUGAAACAGCCAGGGACACCUCCACCCGCUACAGCCAGCACUUGCAGGCCUUCAAAGAGCUGGGGGAGUGACCACCACGGGCCAGACACAUCCCCUGCCAUGACCGCCACACACCCCUCUGACCCACCUGAACACAGUUUGACUCUGUCUGAGCACCUCACACUAAAUAUGUCCAUGUAUUGUCUAUGUAUGCGUCAAACCCUGCUUCCAUUAAACGUGUAAAUGUAAGGAAAUCAGCAUAAUCCUUAUAGCAAUAAUAACACAAUAGCUUUAGCUUCUCUCGACCUCUCUUCGGAGUCAGAUGCGAGUAGCUCAGAUUCGCUCGCGCGCUCUUCUCCUCUAUCUCUCUUUCUCUCUCACUCUCUUCUCUCUCUCUCCUCCUCUCUCUCUUCUCAUCUUCUCUCUCUCUCUCACACUAGCUCUCUCACCUCUACUUUCCUCUGAGUAGAGAGAUCUCGUAUCUACCUAUCUAUAGCUCUCUAUCUCUUCUAUCUUCUCUCUCUCUCUCUCUCUUCUCUCUCUCUCUUAUCUCUCUCUCUUCUCUCUCUCUCUCUCUCUCU
Molecule: messenger RNA, 3166 nt
Organism: Coregonus sp. 'balchen'
Lineage: Eukaryota; Metazoa; Chordata; Actinopteri; Salmoniformes; Salmonidae
Source: the annotation of a GenBank genome assembly